AGGAAAAGGCGGAUCGUGCCACGGUGGCGCAGAAGGCCGACGAGGUUUAUGUGCACGACCUGGAGAAGCGACUAUUGGAACGCAUGGAGGAUUUGGAGGAGCGCAUGACGAUCUACGAGGCGGAGCGCACGGAGUUUCGCCGCAUUCUGCGCUCCCUGGUGGAUGUGCACCGCCGCGGCGAAGAUGUACACAACAGCGACAGUCACCGUGACAGGGACGCUGCCAACAACGACCGCGAUGACGGCGCCACUCGGAGAGCGAGGGCACUGCCUAACUUUGUGGUGCUUGACGAGGCCAUUGAGCCACAGCGUGCGCGGGAGUGCGAAUCGUUGGCUGCUGAGGAACCCCGUGCACCGAGACGCGCUAGGCAGAGAACCGACCUGACGACUUCCCGGGCAUCGGCGAGAGUACAGGAAAAAAAUCAAUCUCCGUGCGGCGUGGUGGAAAGAAAAGUGGAAAUGGGAGGAAAAGCUGUUGGUCUGACGGCGAAUCAAGAGGCUUACGCGAACUACGUGACAAAUGAGCUAAAUCGCCGCGUUGUGGAGAGCCUCCCACCGCUACCCUACGAGCGUGGACGUUGA
This is a messenger RNA of Trypanosoma cruzi, 581 nucleotides long. RefSeq lists its product as uncharacterized. The record is from RefSeq and is a predicted model, not a curated record. The annotation marks the transcript as partial. The transcript has a single exon. Lineage: Eukaryota; Euglenozoa; Kinetoplastea; Trypanosomatida; Trypanosomatidae.